This is a messenger RNA of Cebus imitator (Panamanian white-faced capuchin), 1632 nucleotides long. Its product is annotated as SLAM family member 5-like. The coding region runs from base 171 to 1313 and encodes 380 amino acids. NCBI's taxonomy places the organism in Eukaryota, Metazoa, Chordata, Mammalia, Primates, Cebidae. The transcript is spliced from 7 exons. The record is from RefSeq and is a predicted model, not a curated record.
AGAGCUGACACAGGCUGAAAGGGGAACUCCUAGUUGUGAUGCAGCCAAGAGCCUGUCAGCUUCUGCAGGGGAUUUUCCUUACCCUGAGUGUGUAGAGAGGUGAUGACCACCAGCAGCUGAGAAACCAUAUAGCCGCCUGCACAGCUGAACAGGCCAGCAGGCAGCCUGCCAUGGGGUCCCACUCCAAGAACCGGUUCUUCUGCUGGGCCUCUGGGCUCCUGGUAUUCAUCAGCCUCUUCCUCAGUGUCUGCAGCACUGAAGCCUACACUUCUGAAGCACAUGAUUCUGCCUUGGAGGUUUAUAGAAAACCCAUUCAUCUGAAGGUGAUCCGAGGCGGCUCUGUCUUGUUUAAUGUGAUCGAGAAGCUCAGAGUAGUUGUAGGAGCCGAGCUGCAGGAGGUUUCAUGGGCUUUGGGCACUCUGUUAAAUUACACACAGGUGCUGCAAGUCCGUAAGGGAGCUGACUCUCCAAUCUGGUUGAGCCUCCAGGAGAAGUUCAAGCAGAGGGUCCAUGUGCCCAGUGUGUGGUCUCUGAGGAUUGAGAACCUGGCCCCUGAAGACAGUGGGCAGUACAUGGCCAUGAUCCGCUCAACUCGGGGAAAAACGCUUGGCCAGGUUUUCUACCUCUCUGUCUAUGAGCCUGUGCCUCAUCCUGGAAUCCUGGCCAAGUUACUCUCUAUCACAUCAGGCUUGUGUAACAUAACCCUGCAGUGCAGGGCUCCAGGGGCCACCGAGGACCUGAAAGUGACCUGGGUGAGCAAGGGCCUCCUCAGAGAGCUGGAGGAGGGCAAAGCACCAGGACCAGCCCUGAACCCCUGGACCCUGGCUGUGAGUCUGCCCCUGCGCCAGUGCAACACCCACCUCACCUGUGUGGUCAGCAACCAGGUGGAUAAGAAAGCUGCAAUCUUAGAUGUCAGGAAAGUGUGUGUCCAAGAAACAGAUCCACACAAACAGGACACGGUUAGACUGCUGCCAGGCCUUCUAGGGGAUGUUGCGGGUGUGGUGUUGGUCCUGGGAACUGGGCUGUAUCUUUUGAAGACAUGUAGGAAGAAAAAGAAGAUGAAGAUAAGAAGAGGUGGAGAACUGCAGGAGAACCAUGUGUUCGAUGAUGAUGUCAACCACUAUGAAGAUCUCAGGCUGCCAGUGUCUCAGAAGGACAAGGACAAGGGCAUUGGUGAACAAUAUCUGGAAAAAGAGGAGCCGCUCACUGCUAUCUACAGUGAGGUUCAUUAUCAUUGCCCAGGCAGGGCCAUUAAGAUCAUUCAACUGGAGGAAGCAAAAGGAUCUGGCACUCCCAGGAUAUCUACACUCUGAGCCUGAAGCCUGCAGACCCCUGCCUUUCUUAGUGCUGGUCCGGUUUCAGCUGCCCCUUGUCUGUGUACUCUGAUCUCAUAGCCACAGUUCUAUGGUGUACCCAUGACCUGUUCACAUUCUGAGACACCUCCCCAAGAUGCACUUACACUUGGGCAAAGAUUCUUUCCCUAUCAUUGAUGUGGCUCCUGACCCCUCUCCUCCAGAAGCCUUCCCAAGGGGACCCUGUCUGACUGAGCAGGUGGAAAAUCCCCGCCACCUCUGCCGUGUCACCGGUAUGUGUGUUUCUGAGGACAUAAGCCGUUCCAGACAUGGGAACGGU